GGCGGGGAGUGGAGGAGGGAGGGGGGCGUGUCGGGAGGGAAAAAAAACCAUUUCCGCCCGUCUCGGGGCGGAGCCAACUCCGCGGCUGCUCUGAGUUUCCGGGCUGCGCAGCCGCCGCCGGGGCUUCAGGAUGAUGGAGACUGAGAGACUCGUGCUGCCUCCCCCGGAUCCCUUGAACCUGCCCCUUCGAGCUCUGGAAGUGGGGUGCACCGGGCGCUGGGAGCUGCUGAGCGAGCCUGGGGCUCCAGAGAGCACCCUUCCCCACGGCCUCCCUCCCUGUGCCCCAGACCUGCAGCAAGAAGCGGAGCACUUGUUUCUGUCGUCCCCCGCCUGGCUGCCUCUGCACGGUGUGGAGCACUCAGCUCGAAAAUGGCAGAGGAAGAGGGAUCCAUGGUCUCUUCUGGCUGCUCUGGGGGCUCCCGUCCCGUCCGACCUCCAGGCCCAGAGACACCCAACCACGGGCCAGAUCCUGGGCUAUAAGGAGGUCCUGCUGGAGAACACAAACCUGUCGGCCACAACCUCCUUGUCCCUCCGCCGGCCUCCGGGGCCAGCCUCCCAGUCACUAUGGGGCAAUCCGACACAGUACCCUUUCUGGCCAGGUGGGAUGGACGAGCCCAGCAUGGCAGAUCUGAGCACUCGGGAGGAAGCUGAGGAGGACGUAGACUUUGAGGAAGGUCUUCUCACAGUCCCACCUGGCUUCAGGAAAGGGGUGGAUUUUGCCCCCAAGGAUCACCAGGCCCCUGUGCCAGGGCUGCUCAGCCUCAGCCGCCUGCUGGAGCCUCUAGACCUGAGCGGAGGCGACGAGGAGGAGGAGAGUGAGGCGGCAGGGGGCCCGAGGGGGGACACCGUUCCGGCCUCUCCCCUCAGUGUCCCCCUGGCCCGAGCAAGCAGUCUGGAGGACCUGGUGUUGAAGGAAGCAUCCUCAGCCGUAUCCCUGACGGAGCCUCCCAAACCUGCCGCUCAGGAGCAGUGGGCUGUCCCUGUGGAUGUCACCUCCCCUGUGGGUGACUUUUACCGUCUGAUUCCUCAGCCUGCCUUCCAGUGGGCCUUUGAGCCAGACGUGUUUCAGAAGCAGGCCAUCCUGCACUUGGAGCAGCACGACUCUGUCUUUGUGGCAGCUCACACUUCCGCCGGGAAGACGGUGGUGGCCGAGUACGCCAUUGCCCUGGCCCAGAAACACAUGACCCGCACCAUCUACACCUCUCCCAUCAAAGCCCUGAGCAACCAGAAGUUUCGGGACUUCCGAAACACGUUCGGGGACGUGGGGCUGCUCACGGGGGACGUGCAGCUGCACCCAGAGGCCUCCUGCCUCAUCAUGACCACCGAGAUUCUUCGCUCCAUGCUGUACAGCGGCUCCGACGUCAUCCGGGACCUGGAGUGGGUCAUCUUUGAUGAAGUCCACUAUAUCAACGACGCCGAGCGUGGGGUCGUGUGGGAGGAGGUGCUCAUCAUGCUCCCUGACCACGUCUCCAUCAUCCUUCUGAGCGCCACCGUGCCCAACGCCCUGGAGUUUGCUGACUGGAUUGGGCGGCUGAAGCGGCGGCAGAUCUAUGUGAUCAGCACGGUUGCCCGUCCUGUACCCCUGGAACACUACCUCUUCACAGGAAACAGCCCCAAGACGCAGGGGGAGCUCUUCCUGCUGCUGGACUCCCGAGGGGCCUUCCACACCAAGGGGUACUAUGCGGCAGCGGAGGCCAAGAAGGAGAGGAUGAGCAAGCACGCCCAGACCUUUGGGGCCAAGCAGCCCACGCACCAGGGAGGACCCGCCCAGGACCGCGGAGUGUACCUGUCCCUGCUGGCUUCCCUCCGGGCCCGGGCUCAGCUGCCCGUGGUAGUGUUCACCUUCUCCCGGGGCCGCUGUGAUGAGCAGGCCUCCGGCCUCACCUCCCUGGACCUCACGACAAGCUCGGAGAAGAGCGAGAUCCACCUCUUUCUGCAGCGCUGCCUCGCGCGGCUCCGCGGCUCUGACCGGCAGCUGCCCCAGGUCCUGCACAUGUCAGAGCUCCUUCGCCGGGGCCUGGGUGUGCACCACAGCGGCAUCCUGCCCAUCCUCAAGGAGAUAGUGGAGAUGCUGUUCAGCCGAGGGCUGGUCAAGGUCUUGUUUGCUACUGAGACCUUCGCCAUGGGGGUGAAUAUGCCAGCGAGGACAGUGGUGUUUGACUCCAUGCGCAAACACGAUGGCUCUACCUUCCGGGACCUGCUGCCUGGGGAGUAUGUACAGAUGGCAGGCCGGGCGGGCCGGAGGGGCCUGGACCCCACAGGCACCGUCAUCCUGCUGUGUAAGGGCCGAGUGCCCGAGAUGGCAGAUCUACACCGCAUGAUGAUGGGGAAGCCGUCCCAGCUUCAGUCCCAGUUCCGUCUCACGUACACCAUGAUCCUCAACCUGCUGAGGGUGGACGCCCUCAGGGUCGAGGACAUGAUGAAGAGAAGCUUCUCGGAGUUCCCGUCCCGCAAGGACAGCAAGGUGAGGAGGUUAGGGCAGCCAGCGCAGCAGGCAGGUCUGAACCAGCCAGGAAUAAUUGGGCAUGGCCGCGGGGUGGGGUACAGUAGAGCGGGCUGGGCUGGCAGACUUGCUACAACCCCCCCUUCUCCCCAGGCCCACGAGCAGGCUCUGGCUGAACUCUCCAAGCGGCUGGGGGCCUUGGAGGAGCCCGACGUGACUGGCCAACUGGCCGACCUGCCUGAUUACUACAGCUGGGGGGAGGAGCUGACAGAGACCCGGAACAUGAUCCAGCGACGCAUCAUGGAGUCUGUGAACGGGCUGAAAUCUCUGUCCACGGGAAGGGUGGUGGUUGUGAAGAACGAGGAACAUCACAAUGCCUUAGGGGUGAUCCUGCAGGUCUCCUCCAACUCCACCAGCCGAGUGUUUACAACACUGGUCCUGUGCGAUAAGCCGGCUGUGUCUGAGAGCCCGCGGGACAAGGGGCCAGCCACCGCAGACGUGCCCCAGCCGGAUGACCUUGUGGGCUUCAAGCUGUUCCUGCCUGAAGGGCCCUGCGAGCACACUGUGACCAGGCUGCAGCCAGGAGAUGUGGCUGCCAUCUCCACCAAAGUGCUCCGGGUGAACGGGGAGAAGAUCGUUGAGGACUUCAGCAAGAGGCAGCAACCAAAGUUCAGGAAGGACCCUCCCCUCGCAGCUGUCACCACUGCCGUUCAGGAGCUGCUGCGCCUGGCUCAGGCCCACCCGUCGGGACCCCCGACCCUCGACCCCGUCAACGACCUGCAGCUCAAGGACGUGUCUGUGGUAGAAGGUGGGCUCCGGGCCCGGAAGCUGGAGGAGCUGAUCCGGGGGGCUCAGUGUGUGCACAGCCCCCGCUUCCCUGCCCAGUACCUGAAGCUGCGGGAGCGGAUGCAGAUCCAGAAGGAGAUGGACAGGCUGCGCUUCCUGCUGUCCGACCAGUCACUGUUGCUGCUCCCCGAAUACCACCAGCGUGUGGAGGUGCUGCGGACCCUGGGCUACGUGGAUGAGGCCGGCACGGUGAAGCUGGCGGGGCGAGUGGCCUGCGCCAUGAGCAGCCACGAGCUGCUCCUCACCGAGCUCAUGUUCGAUAACGCACUGAGCACCCUGCGUCCCGAGGAGAUCGCAGCCCUGCUCUCUGGCCUGGUCUGCCAGAGCCCUGGUGACCCUGGGGAUCAGCUCCCAAGCACCCUCAAACAGGGGGUAGAACGUGUCAGAGCUGUGGCGAAGCGCAUUGGCGAGGUUCAGGUGGCCUGUGGCCUGAACCAGACGGUGGAGGAAUUUGUGGGAGAGCUGAAUUUUGGGCUGGUCGAGGUUGUGUAUGAGUGGGCUCGGGGCAUGCCCUUCUCCGAGUUGGCAGGGCUCUCAGGGACUCCCGAGGGCCUGGUGGUCCGCUGCAUCCAGCGCCUGGCCGAGAUGUGCCGCUCGCUUCGAGGAGCAGCCCGUUUGGUAGGAGAGCCUGUGCUGGGCGCCAAGAUGGAGACAGCAGCCACCUUGCUGCGGCGGGACAUAGUCUUUGCGGCCAGCCUCUACACCCAGUGAAGGGCGUGUGGGAGAAAAGUGUAGCAAUAAAACAGGAAACCAGA
Mesocricetus auratus (golden hamster) is the source of this 4044-nucleotide messenger RNA. It is a transcript of the gene Skic2, whose product is annotated as Ski2 like RNA helicase. Gene Ontology annotation, molecular function: RNA helicase activity; RNA binding; ATP binding. The record is from RefSeq and is a predicted model, not a curated record. Lineage: Eukaryota; Metazoa; Chordata; Mammalia; Rodentia; Cricetidae. The transcript has 27 exons. Gene Ontology annotation, biological process: nuclear-transcribed mRNA catabolic process, 3'-5' exonucleolytic nonsense-mediated decay. Gene Ontology annotation, cellular component: Ski complex. The coding region runs from base 131 to 4000 and encodes 1289 amino acids.